AUGUUUAAAUUGGAAUCCUAUAUAACACCAGUGAUUCUCAGUUAUGUAGAGAAAUAUGUAAAAAAUUUUAAACCGGAACAGUCACAAGUAUCAUUAUGGGGUGGAGAUGCAUCUUUUCAAAAUUUAGACUUAAGAUUAGAGGUAUUGGAGGAACAACUUAAUCUCCCAUUUGUUUUUAUUAGUGGUCAUAUACAUGAAUUGUUGAUACAUGUCCCUUGGGUAAAAAUUACCUCUGAACCAAUAGUUAUUACUAUUAAUACUAUAGAAUGUAUUUUAAAGUUGAAAGCUGAAAAUACUAUAGAAACUAGUACAGCAGCAUUACAAAGGAGAAAAGAGAUGGUACAUGAGGAAGCUCCAUCUGGAUACAUAAGAAACAUAAUUACAAAAGUUAUUAAUAACAUCACUAUUCACUGCAACAAUCUUAUUUUGAAAUAUGUGGAAGAGGAUAUUGUGCUUAGCAUAAAUGUCAGAUUUUUAAGCAUGCAAACCGUUGAUAACAAAUGGGAACCAGCAUUUAUGGAGGUCAACGCUCAUGAAGUGAUGCUUAGAAAAGUUAUAGCUAUCCAGGACUUAACAUUGUGUUUAGAUAAAUUGGAUACAUCAGGCAAGAUAGAAAUAUAUCAGGAUCCUGUUUUAUAUCGAUGUUCAAUGACAAUUCGCAUGAUUAUAAAAUAUCACAAUAAUAUCUCAAAGAGGGCAUCCAUUACGAGACUUGAUCUUCAUUGUGAAAAAAUGGAAUUUAGUGUAACCGAGCAGCAAGUACCAAUGCUCCUCAGGCUGGCAGCCCUAGCAAUCGCAUUGCAAACAAAACAGUUUCCACCAAGCAAAGAGAAAUCAUCUAUUACUGUAGAUGAAAGGGAGGAUGUUGUGCAAGAUGACACAAAUCAGGUAGCAGGAAUUUCUACAGAUGUUGGGUGGAGUGGAUGGGCAUGGGACAUGGUGUCGUCUGUUUUGCCUGUUGAUUGGGAUAAUGAUUGGUCUACUGAACAACAAAUGGCUUAUUCCGGCCAUACCAUACAUCUAGGCGUUUACAUAGAUGAUGCUACUUUAACAUUUAAGACUGUUGAAAGUGUCAAAGAGCAAUUGUUUUAUAAAUCUCGGAAAUUUAGGUACAAAUCAUUGUUAUCACUUCAGUUAAAUGGGGUUGUGAUAAAUACUUUAAUACAAGGAAUUGCAAUGACAACUUUCCAAGUUGGAGUGGCAUGUAUACGACUUUAUCCGCGAGAAACGUGCAGUUGUGGAUAUUUAGAAGUUAUUGAUGGUGCGCAGCCACCUCUUUACGUAAUAGCUGGGAAGUUAAAUAUUGACUAUCUGAAAGAUUCAUUGUUUGAUAAAGAAGCUGUAGAAAAUAAAGGAAAAAGGAGAGAUUAUAUACAAGGAAUAGAUCAUCACUUAGUGACAUUUUCGGAUGAAAAAUUAUUAGAUAGAUGUCCAGCGUUUGUCAUGGAUUAUAUAUAUUAUGUCGAAUUGCCCGAUGAUGUUACUCCCGAAAGAUUGCUUGAGCUUGGAUCAAACUUUGAAUACAGCAAUUUUCAAGAGCGUAGAAUGGUAAGAUAUCUUGGCAACGACUUAACAAUUAGAUUAUGUUCAGGAAUUUUCCAUCGUGUCGAUACCAUUAAGAAAGCCGCAGCAAAUUACGAUUAUGACCCCUACCUUAUAAUGAAAUCAGAUCCUCUUAUUGAUGAGUUACCUCCGGUUACAUUAGAAGAGUAUGAAGCACUCAAAGAAAACGUAGCAACGACAGAAAUCAAGUUAAUUUUAAAAAAAGCGUCAUUACAAUUACAACUAGCAAAUCAUUAUGUUACAGGAGUAUCACGUCAGCAUAAAAUUAUUGAAACUAAAGUUAUUCCGCCAUCUCCUGCUUUUACGGAUGAUCCUUUUAUAAGCAUUGAAUGUGAUGAAGCAGUUGCCACUGUAAUUCAGCCUAUGUAUCCAUUUAGACUCGUGGCUUGUGCAUCAAAAUUAACAGAAUUGUCACCAGAAAUGUUUACUCAGUGCCAUGCGAUUACUGAUAUACAGGUGAUUGGAGUAAAAAGCCAACUCCAUUUAGCGAAAAUUUGCAAUACUUCAAUAAUAAUGCCUUAUUCAAUGAUAGCUUCUUCUAAGAUAUUGUUAUAUCCUCAAUAUUGGCGAAAUAUAGACAUGAUUCAAAAGUCGUACUCAUUUCAAUCAGAUAGCAUCACAGUCACAGGAACCAAAUCAAAGUUAAUGGCUGCAAUUUUUAUAGUGGCUUCUAUUUUUAACCCUGCGGAUACAACAAAUCCGCUUAUGUGUACUACUCUUUUUAAUGACGCCUGUCAGGAAAAGUGUCCAGUGUAUCUAGAGUUAUAUCUAGAGAAUAUAAAUUGCAAGAAUGUGUCAUCUUCAAUCACAAUAUCGAACAAAGUGAAUAUAGAUUCUAUAAAAAUAUUUGCUUUCAAUGAUUUUCAGCAAGCUUUUAUUCUUUCAGGUCCAGAAAAUUAUAAAGAAAGUGAUUCAGAAAGUAUACCACUUUUAUCUAUAGUGGUCCAAUUUCCUAAAAAUAUAGAGCUACUGACACAUCCACCACUUAUUUCAUUCAAAAUUGCAGAGAUCAGAGCUUCAUUAGAUCCACUUUUUUUUAAAUGGGUAGAAUAUUAUCCUACUUAUCAUAAAUUCGAAAACACGUAUGUACUACGUUCGGAUAGUCAACAGAUGAUUAUUGAAGGUACAUCUGAUACGGGUACACGGAAGAAAACAUUUCCAAGUUUACACGAAAGUGUACAUAGUUCAUCAGAUAAAGAGAAGAAACAGUCAGUCGUAACGGAAAAAUCAAAAACACUGCGAAACGAUGAGAUGCAAAAGAAAAGCGAAUCAAAAAUGGAAAAAGAAGAGAAAUCCGGAAUAUUACUCAGAUUGGCAGAGCUUUAUCCAUGGUGGUACAGUCUUGUGCUAAGUGGAUAUAUUGGACAUAUUGUGAUAUACAUAUCAUCCAAUACGAUGAGUGGUAUUGAUGCUGAUGGCAUAGAACAAGCUAAAAACAGAGCCUUAAUAGAAAAUCAAGAUCUGCAAAUAAUGAUCGUAAAAUUACCAAGUCUUCUCAUACACUCCUCCAAUCUGAAUGCUGACUUGCUUAAUCCGCAUUUACGGAACCUCCCUGUUAAAUUGCCAGAAUCUAUAUGGACCUAUCGAGUGCAAAGUUUUCCUUGGACAUUGAGUCUUAUUGACUUUCAUUGUUACACAUUACAACAACAGACGCAAAAACACUUUAUAAGGAAAGUUACAUUAAAUGCUACAGUAGCUCUUACCACCAAAACAGCUGCAACUCAAUCCAACAUACUCACUGCCUUAAGUGUUUGUGUACAUAUUGAUAAUUCUCCCAUCAUUAUUUCAGUCUCAGAAGAACAGGUUAUUUUUAUGAAUAAUAUAGCGUUAAAUAUUAUGAAAAUUUUGCGACCUCUGUACGACUCUUGGGAGAACAAAAUGAUUGUACCACAAAUAAGCAACGAAACGCAAGUUGUCCUUCCUGUUAUACCACAAACUCCGUCCACUCCGACCCAAAUAAUCUAUCCAGAAGACACAACUACCAACUCAACCAUAUCUACAACAAAAGAUGAUCUAGGAUAUGAGAAAGAUAGUUUGAUUUUAACAGCGUGGAUUCAAUGGACUAUAACGAAAGUAACAGUCAAAUUAUAUAUCAUGGGGCAAGCAGAUACAUCUUUAAAAUUAAUGUUGGAAUUAGAAGAUAUUAUAACAUCUUUGGAUUUGCAAUCUGUUUAUAUGCAACUAAAAAGUAAAAUAACAACUGCGACAAUAUUCCAUUAUAUUAGAGGCCCAUAUUCUUUGCAUUGGGAUAUCGGUGAAUAUGCCGGAUUAAUACUUUGUGGGAGAGAAGAUAACUUGGAGAAAGUUGAUGAUUCUGGUUUCAUGAGUUUUACACUUACCCGUGCGAAGUCUGGAAAUGUAUACACACGUUGGGGCACUCAUAGACGUCACAAGUUUCAAAAGAAAGAACUGCUGAUUGACUCUACAUUGUCUACAAACAGUUGCAUCUCCGAAAUACUGAUUAAAAUGCAGAUGAUCGACAUAAUCUUACCAUUUAGUGUAAUUAGCCAAUUCACUCAAUUGGUAAAACCUUUUACAUGCCUAAGUUCAUCUGUUGAGAAAAGUGCAGAAAUAACUCAUAGUGAAAAUAUGGCAAUGCCAUUAAUUGAUAUAACUAAUCUGAGUAAUGCAUCAUUACCAUUGAUACAUUUGGAGUUCAAAGGCUUUCGACUCAUGAUGCCAGCCUCAAUGGACAUAAACAAAUUACAACACGACUUACUAAUGCUCCAGUUGGACGGAAUUCGUAUCACACCCGAUGCGGAAAAUCCAAUCUGCAGAACUCCAUUACGAACUGAUAUAUAUCAGCUGGCUGCUCAAGCCAAUAUAUUGAAUGUUCCAGGUUCAGCUGUAGAAGAUCGUCAAUAUCAAAUUAACAUUAAAGGGAUAUGUGUGUACACUACCACAUGGAAGAAUUAUCAACUAAGUAUAAAUAAGAGAAUGUCUCAAUCAUAUUUGUAUACAAUGAAUGAGAAUCCUGCAUUGGAAUGGAAUAAACUGGGAAAUGGUAGCAGUUUGGAUCCGUAUUUUUCUACAUCUCCUGUGUUAACAAAAUUUGAUCUCUGCUUGAUUAUUGCGCCAGUUGUGAUGUUUAAAAGCACUAUAGUAUGUGGAAGUGCCAUAGAAGUGAAUUGCAUCACAGACAUAGAAUUGACAAUAAAUUUAGAUCAAAUCAAAUUGAUGUCAAUGCUUAAUAAUGAAUUUAAAACUUUAUUAUGCGGAAGUUUCGAGAAUAUGGAAGGUGGAAAUAUUUCUAAUAAUCAAGCUCAAAGAUUUUCUUCGGGAUUUCAAAAUACAAAAUCUAUUGGUUGGUCGAAACAAACAUCAAAUGAUUCAGAUCCUGAUUUCGCAAAAGAUAGUGGCGUCGACUUUGAAAUGUCCAGUAUGCAUUCGACGAUAAUUGGAAAAUCUACAGGUGCUGAAACUAUGAUGUUUCUACCUUUUGAAUUUUUAGUGAAUUGUGGGAAAAUAACAUUUAUUCUUUAUGAAGUUCAGAAUAUAUUAUCUGAUUUAGAGGAUGAUGUAGAUAUACAAAAAAUUGAUAACGAAAAUGAUAACGAUAAUAUGAAACAGCCGUUACUUUAUCUAAUGAUCAAUCAGCCAAAUAUUUACUUUUCUCAACAAUAUUUAUCUAAAAAAAUACAGGUAUCUUGUUUCGAUAUAACGAUAAUGCUUGGUGACACACAAAAUCUGAAUACGGUACCGACUGAACAAAAUUUCAAAGUUUACAUGAUAGAAACGAAGCAUGGUGAUCCACAUCCAGAUACAGGUAUCCCACCUUCUUUCGCGACAAUAAAAUCUGAAACGAUUUUAGGCAAAAAUCAACAAUUUUUCAUUGAAAUGGGGCGGCCGACUAAAGUACACCUUUCUUUGUCUCGUCUUAGUCAACUUUACAAUAUACAAAACAAGGUACUAUCAUGUUUUAUUGGUAAUUAUAUUAUGCAAGUGCCUGCAUAUAGAAAAGAGACUGUGUACAUGGAUUCUCCAAAUGUGACGAUACCGACGAAGUCGAGGAAAUUUAAUGUACCUGAUUUACAUUUAAGUACAAAACAGAUUGUGCUAUCCUUAAAGACUGACUCUGGAGCGGAAAUUAUUGGCAGUUUGGCGUCGUUGAACGGAAGUAUCUCGACACUCUCAAGACCGGAUAGGAUAUACUCGAAUCUCUCUGUAGAUUCUUUUAUUAUAUCGGCGAUUUUUAAUGGCAACAUGAAAGUGCUGUUGAAUCCGUGGUGUUGCAACGUAACGACUUGCUUACUUUGGGAAUCUUCAUAUAAUACUGAAAUCAUUCCGCAAAUACAAAUACAGGCUGAUAGUGAAAACUUAUACCUUGACUUCGGACCAGAUCAAAUAAAAAUUAUAAAAAUGGUUAUGCAAGAUUGCCAAUUGUUUUUACGUGAAUUUGCUUCAUUUCCUGAAAAUAAAAAUAAGAAUGAGAAACAAAUUGUAUUGUCGACUGAACAACAUUAUAAAGAUGAUCUCAAAGCUGGUGCAUUCCAGUUUGUCGACGGCACUGCGGAUGAAUUACCUUUCCCAUAUCAAGUGGUGUUUUUUACCCAUCCUCUGCAAGCGAUGGCUUGGAGAUAUCCACAACCGCGAACGUUAACGAGAAUACACAUAUCUCCUGUGCCGUUUGAAACUGCAAAUGCCGAAGGCAAUUAUAUUGACAAGAUUUCUUGCGUUGUUGAAUACUGGAGUGACAGUCAUAUAUCAUAUCAGCGUUACGCUGAUUUCUACUUGUCGGAGACAGAUUCUUACCGGUUAGAUUUACCGGAGAAAGCACCAGCACGAGCAGUCGCUUGCGUAUGGCGUGUGGUUAUUUUGUCCAAUAGUAAAUCUACGUCGAAGAAAAGCAUCGUAUCUGCUCGCGCCCUUGCGGCCUGCUUGCGUAUUGAUUCUUACUUCAAUUCCUUGAUAGUACCAAACGUACAAAUUGCCUUGAACAUUGGCAUGCUUCGCGUGUCUCUAUACAAUCAUAUCGAUACCACUAUAUAUAACAGUUUGCCGCCGCCGUUGGACAGGUAUAUGUUAAAUGGGAAAAUUCCCGAAAUACAAUGCUUCAUGUCUGUGGAACAGAAAGGGGCCGUUUUGAUACUUAACAAAUGGAUAGACGAUUCUAUGCUGUUCGAUGUCAGCGGUACUCUGAGCGUACAUGUGUUGGAUUAUAGUCAUUUGUCCAUGCAAGAAGUGUUGGACUCUCUAGAGGGAAGAUUUCAGUUGUGCUUGUCAGACAAAGUGGAUGCAUCUUUUACGUGCAAUCCGUUUACGCUGAAAUUGGGCCCGGCGAUUACUCAUACUUUCGCGGUCUCUAGUCACCUAUGGCUGGCAUCCUUUGAUGAGGAGAAGAGAGAUAUAAUCGUCUUGACGCGUUAUGUAAUUGCUAAUGAUAGCAAUAUACCGAUUCGUUUUGGACAGAGCGGCACAGGAGACAGCAUACUACUCGAGAGUAAGCAGUGUAAUUUUUAUUCAUGGCGGCAGAUCAGCAAUCAGAUGAUACGGAUAUCAAUCGAGGAGAAUGCCUGGAUAUGGAGUCGGCCUUUUUCCGUUAAUAAGGAUGGAGUCCAAGUGGUGGAAUUUAACAAUUCGACAAUUAGCACAGCAAUUUUCGUGAAUGUUACGUCACUUUCCGCCACACAAAAAUUCGUAACGUUCUCGGGGCAAUUCAUGAUCUCCAAUCAGUUGAUUGACAAUUUCGAGAUGAAGUUGGUCAAGUACGAAGCGGAAAUUGGCUCCAAAGUGACAGUCUCCAAGGAAGUAUAUCUUAUACCAGGCAAGACUUCCCCAACGUCUAUUAUGCUCGAGAAUAACAGAAAGAUGGCUAUGCGGUUACGUUUCACGAAUUUGACGCAUUUAUCUUGGAGCGGGGAUAUUCCUUUGCAACCCAACAUCAAAUGGGGCCAACCUUGGCUUGUGAAGGUGCCACUCCAAGAGCGCGGUCAGUUUCUAAGUAUCUGGGUACGAAUAGUGACACAGAUAAUACAAGAUAAGCCGAAGAUUCUCGCUGUGCUGAGCCCCCUCUAUAUGAUUAGAUCGCAUUUGCCAGUACCGGUUAAAGUGCAGAUUGAAACACCUUCUUUGAAAAUGUCGUCAAGCACAAUGGUGAGUGGUCGCGGCGAGUGUCAACAGUUGUACUGCCCUGGCACAUUCGAACAUUUCCAUCAGCUGACAUUCCAAUUAGAGUCCGGUGUUUCCGCAUCGAAUCCUUACGUACCUCUUUCGUACAGUUCCGUGGACCAACGGAAGUUCUUUCGAAGACCUGAGGUUGAAGAUAUCGAUAAGAUUCUGCAAGAACUUAAAGACCAGAAGGAUGAGCUGCAGUGGCCGUUCCAAAGGGAUGACACAGAGAAAUGGAUAUCUGCAGAGCAGCCACAGACACAUGUGCAAGUAAAGUACCAAGAUGCGGGACUGGUGUCUAGCACAUUGUUGCUAGAGUUGCAACCUUGGUGCUUCGUGAUGAACUCACUGGGUUGCCACAUUUCGUUAGUAUCGGAGGACACAGAGCUCUGUCAGAUUCCACAUUACGGCAUAGUCACACCGCCUAAAUUGGAGGGCACAUUUUAUUUGGGUGUCGGAAUCGGAGACACGUACUACACGUCCCAAGCGUUGCAGUUGACACGACCCGACUGGAGUCAAAGCUUCUAUAUGCCUCGAAUUGGUGGUCUUAUACCGGUCGAGGGUAACAUCAAGACAACCGUCGAUUGUGGUACAAGUGUGUCUCUCUUGAGCAUUAGCUCUUCCAUGUACGAAGACAUGCGUCUGAUACGCGUUAUGAACAGCCAUGUAAUCGCUAAUCUAACGACCCAGGAACUGUGUGUGGCGACACUCGCAGUAUACGAGGAAGCGAGCGAUUUGCAGCUGCCCUAUGACCUCACUCCUUAUAGCCUGAACAUUUUACCAUCGGAAGAUCAGAAGCAAGGUAUCCCGAUCGUGCAAUGGUACACAUUAUACACAAAGAGUAACGUCGAGCCGCUCGUAUUAUAUGUAUCCUUGAGCCUCGGUCAUAGAUGGUCUUGCCCGAUCAGAAUGGAUCAAGCUAUGAGCCGCAGGUCCGUCACAAUCCCGAACGGCAAUGCUUCCGUGCCAGUGAUUGUAACGACGCAAGAGGAUAAAGGCACUACGUUUAUCGUGGUACACAUCGAUGAUCAUCCUCAACUGUUGAUUGAAAACGCAUGCUGCUUCAAAAUUUUGCUAGGCCAAGCCGACGAGAGUAACAAUAAAAUUCUUCCGGACAGUGCUCACUUCGCGUGGAUAUGUGAAGUCGAUAGUGAAGCAUCAUCUUAUUACUCGCUUCCCUGCGUUAGUAAUCGACUGCCUGAUACCACUGUCUUUAACGCAUCGAACAUAUUGCUGUUUUGCACAGUAGAGCCGCCAUACGAUCAGCCAACUACCAAAAUGAACUUGAAGUGGUCCAGAGGUAUAAAUCUGUCCACGUUGUCGUCCAUACCAAUAGAUCAGUAUCUGCGAUUGCCAUCAUAUGGCGAUGUAAAGCUUAUAAUGCAGAAUCGUUGCUACACGAUUCAUAUCAGUAUCGUGCCUAUUUCCCAAGUAGAGGUAUCUGCUCAGGACAUCAGAAGCAGGUUACUAUGCAAAAAGAAUAUAGCGAAAGACUGUGAUGAAGCGACACCUGGCGGUCCUUUGUUGAAGAAAGCAGAAGACAAAACUUUUCCAUAUAUACAAAGCUUGAGCAGCUCGACGUCGAUAACGAGCUUUUUUUCGGCGCAUGAAGACGUCUCGCCUGUCGAAUCUGCUUUUGCUUCAUUGUCGACUUCGAAGCAACUAAUCUCGAAAAUAAUAGAUGAGAAAGCUGUUACCGAAAACAAUCAAAUGAGGUCGUUUAAUGGUACCAAUCUAAUUAAUCCCAGAGAAGGCUCUGUUACGGUCUAUCUGCGUGCUUGUACUAUCGUUAUUCUUCAUGAUGUCAAUGAAAAUGCGCAAAGAAUCGAAGUCGCGAGUUUGUCUAUGACUGACCUAGUCGUUGCCGUGAACUCGAGGGCCAAGUUUAUUAAUCUGUGUUGUUACAUAGGCGACUUACAGUUGGACAAUCAACUAUUUGAUCAAGGUGGCUUCGAUUUUCCUGUAGUAUUAAUAAGUCAAAGCCCAUUGCCGAACAGGGAGAUGAUAUACAGUAACAAUUGUCUAAUGACGAAUAUGGAACAGAUUAAACGAAAUUCUUUGAUAACUAUCGAGCAUGUCUGGGAGGUACACGGAAACAUGAUAACAUCCAAGGAAUACCGCAUGAAAAUCGCGCCUAUUAGCGCAUAUAUCGAAGAUACGUACAUAACACAAUUGUUAAAUUAUACAACAUCAAUGAUACCACCGCGUUUGAUACUGAGAGAGGACUCUAAGAGAAUGCAAACAAUAGCUAUGUCGAAUGCGGCGUUCAUACCGGACUAUAUUAUGAUCGAUUCAAAAAUUUUAAGCAGACCAUUGCGAUUGCAAAACUUCGUAAUAGAACCGUUGUCCAUCUUAUUAAGUGUUCACACGUCAGUGCGACUAUACGUCGCCUUGGAUCAUUCUCCGUUGUACUUCGGUACCUUCGAGAGGAAAAAUUUACUCACUACCCCUUAUAGACUUGGCAAUGCACUUACGAUGCAUUAUUUAUCUGGAGCUAUAUUUGGAGCAGGCUGGGUAGUUGGAUCGUUGGAGAUACUUGGGUCACCAGGAGGUUUGGCGCAAGCUCUUGGGUCUGGCCUUAGAGACUUUGUAUCGUUUCCAUUCCAAGGACUGUUACAAGGUCCAUGGGGCUUUAUCGUUGGUAUCACACAUGGUUCAGCCAGUUUGAUGAAACAUGUGACAGCAGGCACGGUAAAUUCCGUAACAAAACUGGCGUCCAGUGUCGCACGAAAUUUGGAUCGCUUAACGUUGGAUGAGGAGCAUCUACAACGACAAGAGGAGUCACGCAGAAUGCGUCCUCAAGGCAUGGCACAGGGAUUUUAUCAAGGCUUGACUAGUCUUGGAAUGAAUUUACUUGCGGCUGUUGCUGGCUUAGCACAUCAUCCUCUACAGCAAGUAUGGUCAGGUGAAGCGACGACUAAGAGUCUAGUAACCGGAGUCGGCCUUGGUCUGGUCGGCGUCGUGACGAAACCACUGAGCGGAGCUGCAGAACUAGUCGCUCUCACAGGUCAAGGACUCUUACAAGGUGCUGGAUGGAACUCGUUGCCGACGCCACGUCAAAGACCAAUAGUACAAUACACCUCCGGCAAUAAUAGUACAUCCGUGCGGUACACAUGGCGCUUAUCAUCUCUUCUUGAACACAGUCACGAUAGUAUUCUUCAUGUGACUAGCGCAGAUCACGUAAUUCAUCAAGGCAGCAAUCGCGCAGUAACACUCGUUUUUACGCGACAAGCUUUACUACUUGUUAAUAUGGCGGAAGAUAGCGUGGAAAGAAUAUUUUCAUUGAAGGAACUGACGAGCAUCGAUCAUAUCACGGAGUCAACGAUGUUGUGCUUGUAUUGUCCACCAGCUGCGACGCAAUCCAAUAGAUCGUUAUCACCAGCUGAAUACGAGAUGGACCAAGAAAUGAGAGCACGAGUUGCAGAGUAUGUUCGGACAAGUAGUACUGGUUUGGCCAGCAUGUCAACUAAUAGUGACAUACAAUCUGACACUUUCGAAAGAGCAUCUCCUUAUGCAGAACAUACACUUACGUUUUACGUUUGUUCGGACACCCGUAACUACUUGUUGUCAUUAUUCAACAUCGCUAAACGGCAAAAUCAGGGCUUUGGUUUCGUUGUUUUGUAAUAGAGUAAAUUUCUAAUUAAUUAUAAUGGAUAAAACGAUUAUUCCACAUAAUUCAAUUUAUCAAAUAAAGUAUGUUCAAUUUCCCCCGUGUACGUAUCUCUUGAUACACUUAAACAUAUUUAUCAGUAUUUUUGAGAAUUUUAUGUAUUUUAGAGCUUAUAAAAUGUGAGAACUGUGGGAACAAUAAUACUUUGUGAAUUAAAGAAAUUUUGUAAAUGUAUAAGUAAAUCCAAAUAAUCAAGA
Harpegnathos saltator (Jerdon's jumping ant) is the source of this 11538-nucleotide messenger RNA. It is a transcript of the gene Vps13B, whose product is annotated as vacuolar protein sorting 13B. The record is from RefSeq and is a predicted model, not a curated record. Lineage: Eukaryota; Metazoa; Arthropoda; Insecta; Hymenoptera; Formicidae. The coding region runs from base 1 to 11295 and encodes 3764 amino acids. The transcript is spliced from 38 exons.